CUUUUGCAUAAUUUCGAAAAACUUUCUCGGAGAUCAAACUCACAUGCACAAUGGUGCCGGUAAAUUUUUGUAAAUUUUUUCUUAAAACUUUUUUGAUUUUUUCUGCUUUUGUCGCGGUCAAAUGUGCGGUGAAAGAAUCGUUUUUAAGGGCGCACUACCCUUUAUAUGGGUUGUCGUUUUUAGGGCUUCAAAGAGAAAAUGCCAGUACUUGUUUUAUGGAACUUAGCCAGUUAAAACGUGCGGUUGAUGCUGAGAAAGUAUGGGGACUUAAAGUCUUGGAUGCUAGUGGCGCACCAUCAGAAGGGUUUCUGUAUGGAAACAACUUAUGGAUAGGUCUCCAUAUGCAAUGCAAGGAUCUGAGUAAUACAAAGCCUUUUGAAAUACGAAAUGAUAAAAUUAACCACACAAAAACAGCAUGGGACUUUCCCCCUUAUGAUCUAGCAUUUGCUGUGGUUAUGAUAAAACAUAAUAGUACAGUGCAGUUACGUAUGAGAUUACCUUUGGAUAAUAUUGCACAAUUAGGUUUGUGUAUCCCAAAGUCUUGCUUAGAGCAGGACAUCUUCAACCUUUCAAAUGAGUAUUUUAAAAGUAACGUGCUCGAUAUUCAAAAUAUGUAUAACCUUAGCAUGGACGUUAUUAAUAUCAGAAUGCUUCGGGAUGACGCAGCAUGGUUAUUUAUGCUUCCAAAGACUAUUAUUCUUAUAUCGAUCUUAGUAACAAUAUUGGUUCUGACUAUAGUUGGUACUGUUUGUGAUGUUAAACAGCAUAACCGAGAAAAAAAUUUAGUCAAAGGUCACAACGACGCAAUUGAAAAUGGAAAAAAGAGUAAUGUAUAUGGAAUCUCGUCAAUUGGAAUAUUACCACCUAAAGAGAAACCAUUCAAGGACAACAAAUCACUUUGUUUUCAAAUUGUGAAAAGUUUUUCAAUUUACUCAAACGUAAAAAAAUGGGUGAAAACGAAAAGUCCUUCCGGAGAUUCACUGCCAGUUAUUCACGGACUAAGGUUUUGGGCCAUGGGGUGGGUUAUUUUUGUCCACAACACGUUUUUCCAAGCUGACUUUCUAAUUAAUCCACCACAUCCGUUCAGAUUAUCCGAAGACUUUUUUGGGCAAAUUUACUCAAAUUCCACUUACUGUGUGGAUACAUAUCUAUUUUUAAGCGGUUUCUUAUUGGCUUACUUGUUUUUUAAAAAAGUCAACCCUCAUGAAAAAGCUAAACAUCCAGACAGCUGUUUCACGUUACUGAGUAAAUUUGUCUACUUUACUGUACAUAGGUUUUUAAGAUUAACACCGACAUAUGCAAUAGUGCUGCUAAUUUGCAAUGUUCUCUACACCUAUUACAGCAAGUCUUCAGCAUUGUAUUUUAGUGAACGAUCUGAAGUAAUAUGCGAUCAAUACUGGUGGAGGAAUCUUCUUUACAUUAAUAAUUUAUACCCUAGAUCUGAAAUGUGCAUAAGCUGGUCUUGGUACCUUUCUGCUGAUAUGCAACUUUUCAUUAUUUCCACCUUCUUUUUAUUGUUAUCUACAGUGUAUUUUAAAUUAACAGCAGUCCUGGUAUUCCUUAUGAUAUUUGUUCAUGUAGGAACGACCGCCUAUAAAUCCUACAGUGUUGGUUAUAUUCCCACUUUAGAUGAUCAGCUAGAACAGCUAGAUGCCAUUUACGACUUGCCCUGGAACCGAAUUGGUCCCUACAUGGUUGGAUUAAUAACAGCAUAUAUUUUAGUAAUUAGGCUUAAGAAUAAAUUAGUUUUAAAAGAGAAAAUAAGACUGGCGCUUUGGGUGCUAUUUCCUCUUCUUAACCUAUGGAUAUUAUUCACGUUAUAUACUAGACAGCUCUCAGUUGAGUUUUCAGCUUUUUAUAUGGGAGUUUCGAGACCUUUAUGGGGUGUGGGUAUUGCUUGGUUUGUUGUGGCUCUUUCCACAGGAAACGCUAGAUUAUUGGAAAAAUUAUUUUCAUUUAAAGCCUGGGUUCCUUUGGGAAGAUUAACUUACUGCGCUUACCUGCUUAAUCCAUUGGUAGUAACAAUGAUUGGUCUUGGAGCGGAGGCAGCUACAUUGGCAUCCAUACCAUAUAUGGCUGUCAGUGCUACUGGUACCCUGAUGAUUACCAUGCUGCUCUCUUUCGUCGUUUCGAUGCUCUGCGAAUCACCGUUUAUCUCUAUAACAAAAAUAAUGUUCGACAGGCCAAUAAAGUCCAAUGUUGGUUUGGAGGAAACAUCAGAAAAAAUAGAAGGUGUUUCUUCACAUAACGGAAGCACAUCCACAGUGGACACUAUUGCGUAGCACUUUAUUGCUAUUUAGUUUUUAAAUAAUUUAUUUCUUUCAUUGGCUGUUGAAAUCCUAUUUUUUGUAUAUAUAUAAAAUAUUUUUACUUUAUAUAAAAGAUGAUUUCUUAUAUGCUUAAACAGCAGCUGGUGUAGCUACUAUAAGGGGAAAAAGUUUCAAAUACUAAAGUUGUAGAGCGCAUCCUAAUUCGCAAAGAAAUCUUCUAAAAUAUAAUACAGGAUAAGGGAAAAUCACGGAAGGAACAGAAGAUCCCGCAUAUUAAAACUAAAAUAAUACUUCUUACUAGCAAGUCUUACAACGAUCAAAUAAUAUGGCAAUUUCAGUUUGUAAAUUAAAAAUGUAAGGAACUGCAAAAUAAAUUAGAUAAACCGCUAAUGUAAAUAAAGUAAACCAAAUCUAACUUCACUUUAUUGGGUUUUGUAAGGACAUACCCUGUAACAUGGAUAAAAGCAUAAAAAAGUAUAAGAUUAAAAAACCUUACAUCAGAUUUGUCUCAAAUUAGACAUACAUCCUCACAUAUAUUCCAAUCCCAGCUACUAUUUUGUUUUUUGUUAUUCGAUCUGGUUAUCUUUAUGAUUAAUAAAACGUAAAUAUAUACCACCCCCAAAACCAGCAACGAUAUAUCUGACCAAGUGGGAGCCAGUCGGAACAGCUGUCGAGGGAAGUAAAAAAUAAUAAACCAAAAUUCGUAAAUUGUAAUGGAUCGCCAAACAAAAUACUAGGUGUGAGCGGAAUUGAAUACUCCUUACAGACAAUAGAGUAGCUAUAAGACUUUUGACUAAGCCCGCCUUAGAAUAUAAUGAGAGAUGAAAAUUGUGAUUAGGAGAAGGCACAUUACAAAAUAUAGAGGGUUGCUUUCCUCUUUUUUUGCGCCCAGCCAAUACGUGGUUGUCCUUUCCAUUCCUCCUACUUACACCCCUUUCCAGACUGCCUCUAAAGAAAGAUUUAAAAGGAAAAAGAAGCCCUCACACUAGUGUAAGAAGAAUACUUUGAUCCGAAUAGUUCUAGCAGCCUGCACCAAAGCAAAUAAUGAUCAGUGGUGGACCAAUGAUGGACAACUCGGAAGAAAAAAUAGGUUGAAAUUGAAAUUGAACAAAGUUAUGUAAUAUCAAAUAAAUCGCGGUGAUUACUUCUAUAUUUUCCUUUACCACAUAUUGUUUAAAUAACUGCUGAAAAGUUACAUUCGUGUGUUAAAUGUAACCAACAUUAUUUUUAAUACAUUCAAAGAAUGUAGAGUUUUUUGGAUCCUUUGCCUUAGCUCUGUAAGAUUAGUUUUAAGUUGCAUAAUAAAUCUAUGUGUGUUUAAAUUUUGAUUUCUUAAUAUAAAUAUUUAUUCUUUUUAUAAAUAAAAUAUUAAAAAAAAAUAUAGAA
Anthonomus grandis grandis is the source of this 3656-nucleotide messenger RNA. Its product is annotated as nose resistant to fluoxetine protein 6-like. Gene Ontology annotation, molecular function: acyltransferase activity, transferring groups other than amino-acyl groups. Lineage: Eukaryota; Metazoa; Arthropoda; Insecta; Coleoptera; Curculionidae. The record is from RefSeq and is a predicted model, not a curated record. The transcript has 13 exons. Bases 51 to 2282 code for a protein of 743 amino acids.